AUGAAGCUCCUGCCUGUUGCUCCUCUCCUCCUGUUUCUCUUGACAAUGCUGGAAGCCAGACCAAAACCUGCAGCCCUGAAGUGCAGGACAGGUCCCCUGGACAUCGUGUUUGUGAUCGACAGCUCCCGCAGCGUGCGCCCCUUCGAGUUCGAGAUCAUGCGGCGGUUCAUGAUGGACAUCAUCGGCAACCUGGACGUGGGCCCCAACGCCACGCGGGUCGGGGUGAUCCAGUACUCCAGCCAAGUGCAGAACAUCUUCUCCCUCAAGACGUUCUUCACGCGGGCGGACAUGGAGAAGGCCAUCAACAGCAUCGUCCCGCUGGCCCAGGGCACCAUGACGGGGCUGGCCAUCCAGUACGCCAUGAACGUGGCCUUCACCACGCAGGAGGGCGCGCGGCCUCCGCACAAGAAGAUCCCCCGCAUCGCCAUCGUCGUGACGGACGGGCGGCCCCAGGACCGCGUCACCGAGGUGGCCACCCAGGCCCGCAGCGCCGGCAUCGAGAUCUACGCCGUGGGCAUCCAGCGGGCGGACAUGAACUCGCUGCGGGCCAUGGCCUCGCCGCCGCUGGAGGAGCACGUCUUCCUGGUGGAGUCCUUCGAGCUCAUCCAGCAGUUCGGGAAGCAGUUCCAGAGCAAGCUCUGCGGGGUGAACAUGUGCCUGGAGCAGGAGCACGGCUGCCAGCAAAGCUGCGUCAGCACCCCCGGCUCCUUCUACUGCGAGUGCAACCCGGGCUACAGGCUCAACGCGGAUGGAAAGACCUGUUCCCCCGUCGAUGCCUGUGCAGACGGGAGGCACGGCUGCCAGCACCACUGCGUCAGCGCCCGCGGGUCCUACUCCUGCCGCUGCCGCGCGGGCUACCAGCUCAACCACGACAAGAGGAGCUGCUCUAUGAUCGAUUACUGCAGCUUUGGAAACCACAGCUGCCAGCACGAGUGUGUGAGCAUCCCCAACGGGCACUACUGCCGCUGCCACCGCGGCUUCACGCUGCAGCCCGACGCCAGGUCCUGCUGGGCCACCGACCUCUGCAACGGGGUGGAUCACGGCUGCGAGUUCAAGUGCGUGAGCAUGGAGGGCUCCUACCGCUGCGUGUGCCCCGAGGGCCAGCAGCUCCAGGCUGAUGGCAAGGCGUGCUCCAAGUGCGGGGCCGGGCACGUCGACCUGGUGAUGGUCAUUGAUGGCUCCAAGAGCGUGCGGCCCCAAAACUUCGAGCUGGUGAAGCAGUUUGUGAACCGCAUCGUGGACCUGCUGGAGGUGUCCCCCCAGGGCACGCGGGUGGGGCUGGUGCAGUACUCCAGCCGCGUCCGCACCGAGUUCCCCCUCAACAAGUACCACAGCGCGGACGAGAUCAAGAAGGCGGUGAUGGAGGUGGAGUACAUGGAGAAAGGCACCAUGACAGGCCUCGCCCUCAAGCACAUGGUGGAGCACAGCUUCUCUGAGCUGGAAGGCGCCAGGCCUCUCUCCCACAACGUGCCCAGAAUUGGGCUCGUCUUCACAGAUGGACGCUCCCAGGAUGACAUCUCCGAAUGGGCCAGGAGAGCGAAGGAGUCAGGCAUCGUCAUGUUCGCCGUGGGGGUCGGCAAGGCCGUGGAAGAGGAGCUGAGAGCGAUCGCCUCCGAGCCUGUGGAGCAGCACUUCUCCUACUCGGCAGACUUCACCACCAUGACCCACCUCGUGGAGAACUUCAAGCUGAACAUCUGUCCAGAGGAAGGCAAAGGGGUGAUGGAGACCCGCAGCCCCUGCGAGUGCGAGGUGCUGGUGGAGUUCCAGACAAACACCGUGGCCAUCCUGCAGAGCCUGACUGAGAAAAUUGCUCAGAUGACAGCCAGACUCGAGGACCUGGAAAAGCAGCUUGCCAACAAGAAGUGA
Messenger RNA from Merops nubicus (carmine bee-eater), 1866 nucleotides. It is a transcript of the gene MATN4, whose product is annotated as matrilin 4. The record is from RefSeq and is a predicted model, not a curated record. Gene Ontology annotation, molecular function: calcium ion binding. The transcript has 10 exons. Bases 1 to 1866 code for a protein of 621 amino acids. NCBI's taxonomy places the organism in Eukaryota, Metazoa, Chordata, Aves, Coraciiformes, Meropidae.